This is a messenger RNA of Paramuricea clavata, 675 nucleotides long. NCBI's taxonomy places the organism in Eukaryota, Metazoa, Cnidaria, Anthozoa, Malacalcyonacea, Plexauridae. The record is from the annotation of a GenBank genome assembly.
AUGGCGGCCAACCCGGGCGAGCUACAUGAGGGAGAAACGCAAACAAGCGAAGGAUUUGAAAGCAAUGCCUUUUCCAGUGUAGAAACUACAAGUAUUGGAAGCCCUAUUGCAGGACUAAGCGAUGACGAGCUAGUAAGUUUAUCUGUGAAAGAUUUGAAUACUCGUUUACGAGGAAGGAGCGACCAAGAUGUAGCGAUGAUAAAACAGCGUAGACGAACUUUGAAAAACCGAGGUUAUGCACAAAGCAGCAGAAAUAAACGUGUAACGCAAAGGCUGGACCUUGAAAAAGACAAGGAAAGUUUAAGGGAUGAAUUAGAAAGGAUUGCAAGAGAAAAUGAUCGAUUAAAACGCGAAAGAGACGACACUAAAAGACAAUUUAAUACACUCAUAAGUAUCGUUGGAUCGCAGCCCAACGGUCCGGCGAUAAUAGACCGUAUUAAACUUUCUUCGACUCCGACUGCAAGUGAACCAGCAGGAAAGGCACAAAGGGUUGAUAUCGAAUCGGUUUUAUCAUCAACUGCAGCUCGAGAGAGCGAAAAUCCGCGAGAAAUUGCAGAAACGCUAGCACAGAUUCCAACCUUGCAUUCCCUGAAUGAACAGCGUCUGAAAUCGGCUGAUAAAGGACUUCAGCAAGUUCCAGCGGAUAUUAAUCGGCCUGGACAGUAUAAUAUUUAG